AUGGAAAAACGUAUGGUCAAGUUCUUCAAUUGUUUUUCAGUGGACAUUGCACGUGAAUUAUCUCAUGUUCUUGUUAUUCUUGCUUUGUUGAUAUGUGAUGCAAUAUCAAAGGGGAAAUCGGCGUGGCCCGAAGUUACAGGUUCAAUUGGAAAUCAACUGAGACCUGUUGUUCGACAACCGCCAGCAGCACAUCAACGUCCGUGGAGAGAUUAA
This is a messenger RNA of Didymodactylos carnosus, 213 nucleotides long. NCBI's taxonomy places the organism in Eukaryota, Metazoa, Rotifera, Eurotatoria, Philodinida, Philodinidae. The record is from the annotation of a GenBank genome assembly.